Messenger RNA from Hypanus sabinus (Atlantic stingray), 673 nucleotides. RefSeq names its product alpha-N-acetylgalactosamine-specific lectin-like. The record is from RefSeq and is a predicted model, not a curated record. The coding region runs from base 29 to 565 and encodes 178 amino acids. The transcript has 5 exons. NCBI's taxonomy places the organism in Eukaryota, Metazoa, Chordata, Chondrichthyes, Myliobatiformes, Dasyatidae.
UCCGGAGGAACGGAACUCCACUGUGGAGAUGAUGCUGCUGCUGUUUCUGUUGCUAAGCAGAUUGGCCAACAGUGAUGGUGAAGGGACAAACAAUUCCUUGGUUCUAAAGAGGACUCAGCGGGACCUUGAAAACUAUAGACUAUUCAGAGGACCCUGUGAUGAAAACUGGUUUUACUUUCCUCCUUUAAACUCAUGUUACCGGUUUUUCAGUGACAAGAAGACAUGGGAGGCAGCUGAGGAGUUCUGUAAUCAGCUCCCACAGUCUGGACAUCUGACAUCCGUGUUCUCAAGCAUCCAUGACAACUUCAUUUCUGACGUGGUCAGUGCUGUGGAUGAAAGCAAGCCAUGGGCAUGGAUUGGCCUGAAUGACAGAUCACAGGAAGGGAAUUUCACAUGGAUUGAUGGAUCUUUGUACAGCUACCGAAACUGGGCUCAGCAGGAACCUAAUGAUGUAAAUAAUGAAGAUUGUGUGCACAUUCUUUCUGGAAGUGAGCAACGUUGGAAUGAUAGGCGCUGUGAAGAACACACAAAUUUUGUUUGUGCCUACAAACUACACUGUAUUUAGAAGACUCCAGAACCGUCCACUCAUUAUUUCCAGUGAUUGAUUCAGUACCUUGAUUUCUUCGUUGCCACUGCCUAUGGUGACUGUACUCUCUCAGUUCCUCAGCCAAUA